Messenger RNA from Exaiptasia diaphana, 610 nucleotides. RefSeq names its product cytochrome b5. Gene Ontology annotation, molecular function: heme binding. The transcript is spliced from 7 exons. Gene Ontology annotation, cellular component: intracellular membrane-bounded organelle; membrane. The record is from RefSeq and is a predicted model, not a curated record. NCBI's taxonomy places the organism in Eukaryota, Metazoa, Cnidaria, Anthozoa, Actiniaria, Aiptasiidae. The coding region runs from base 2 to 379 and encodes 125 amino acids.
CAUGCUUACAAACAUCCUUUUUUCUAUGCACAAAAUGGCGGAAGAGGCUCCAAUGAAAACUUUCUCUUUUGAAGAAGUAAAAGAGCACAACAAAGCGGGAGGUUGCUGGCUAGUUAUACAUGAUAAUGUUUAUGAUGUAACAAAAUUUCUUGAUGAGCAUCCUGGAGGAGAAGAAGUGUUGUUAGAACAAGCAGGUGGAGAUGCAACUGAAAACUUUGAAGAUGUUGGUCACUCAUCUGAUGCUAGAACAUUAAUGAAAGAUUACUUAAUAGGAGAGCUUAAAGAGGAGGACAAGCGAGAUAAUUUGCCGACUAAGUUACCCAAUUAUGACAAGGAUGCAAAGGACAAGGACAAUGGAUCAUCUUGUGUACUGCAGUGAUGUUAAUAGAUAAGGUUGGGAAUACUUGUUCCAGCAGCAAUUGUGGUUGUCAUUGCAGUAGCUGCUUAUAGAUUAGCGAUGUAGAAAUUUAGCUUUGUACAACAUCAUUUAAUGCAGUAUUUGUAUCAUUCAGAAGCCCUCCUAUUUUUUUCUCAAAAGCCAAACAGUUACUAAGUCACAUCUGUAUGUCAGCCAAAAGAAAUGAAGAAAUAAAUGUGGGGUUUUGCACAA